ACUCAUGGAAGACACCUCAAUAGUCUAUCGCGACACGGCGAGAACAGCAUAAAGCGAGCAAGGCUGGGGUCUUUCUUCACGAGCACCAGGUCCAGCCCGUUGUAAAGGGAAGAAAUCCCCUCUCAAUGCAAUCGCCUCGUAACACAACGGUCCAACAGCUUCCAGACUAACGAAUUCUGGGUAAGGAAAAGUGCUACGACCCCCCCCACGUCUCACACUGUUGCCAAACUUCCGCCACACCCGCCAUAGCAGACUUGCUCCACCCGUAUCGCAAAUUCCCAGAGCCCGCAUCGCGCACGUGCGCGCGCCGCACACACCCGCCAUGGCCACGGCGCUAGACGCUCGCGGAGCCACGGCUCGCCGCCUCGCGCUCCUGACCGCCGCACUCUCGUGCCUUCUCGCCCUCCCUCCACCCGCCUCCGCUGCGCUGUCGCGCUCUCGCGCGGUCGGUGAGUCCGCGCGCGAGCAACGCACCCGACAACUACCCGCGCAGCCUCAGGCAGCAGCGCAAGCGCAGGCACUCGGCUCCGGCUACCACCUUGAGCUGCUGCACCCGCAUCGAGCGCGCGGCCCCUGGUCCUCCCGCUCCGCCUCCGCCCCGUUUCCCAUCCGCACGCCUCAAGGGGCGCCCCCCCGGGGAGAUGGCUGGGGGAACGAGCUGGGGGCGGCGAAGCCUGACCAGGGGAUGGGCGCAGACUACGCGGGCACGGCGGGAAACAGAGGGGCGGUGGAACGCGAAAGGGCUGAAGAGAAAGUGGAGGAACGGGAGGAUAGUGUGAGUGAGGAGGAGGAGCGUCGGGAGCUGAAGAGCAGCAGCAGCAGCAGGAAGAGCAGGGCUCCGUCGUCGUCGUCGUCGCGGGCGGCCAAGGACCUCAUUCUGAGAGAAGCGGUGGCGCAGGCAAACAAGCACCUGGGCAGCACCGUGAAGGUCACUCUCACCACGCACGUGGCGGUAUCGAGCGAUCUCCCCGCACUCGAGUACGGAACGCGUCUCAUGGUGGUCGGCAAAUGCGGCAAGAAGAGCAGGUGCGUGAUCAGCGGCGGCGGCUUCCAGGGUUUCGAGUGUCGGAGCGGCGCGGCGCUGGUGUUGGAGGGGGUGGAGAUGGCGGGGUUCGGGCGCGGCGCCGUGGUGGGGUCGUGCAGCGGCGUGGGCGUGGCGCCGUCGCUGCUGGUGCGCGAUUGCGUCUUCCGCUGGAACAACAACACCCGCGGCGGCGCCAUCCAGCAGUCGCUCGCCGCCAUUCAGAUCUCCAGCACGCGCUUCCAGGACAACUGGGCGGUGCGCGACGGCGGCGCGGUGCAGCUGGAGGCGGGCGGGUCGCUGGCGGUGUUCAACUCCGUCUUCCUGGGGAACGUCGCCAUGCGCGGGGGCGGGGGCGCGCUCGCGGGGCAGGUGGACGUGCUGCAGCGCACCGUGUUCCGCCGCAACCGCGCGCGCAGCAGGGGCGGCGCCGUGCUGUCGACGGGGGAGGGCGGACGUGCCGCCACCAUCAUGCGCUGCGUCUUCCGCGAGAACUCUGUCAAGUCGGGGGGCGGCGGGGCAGUGUACCUGGACGUCAGUGCCACGGGCGCGCUGUCUUCGUCGUCGUCGGCGGUGGCGGGCAACGGCGCGGGGUCGUUCGUGAACCGAGUGUGCCGCGCCAGCUUCUCGCGCAACCGCGCGCCCUCCAACUCCAGCACCGACGUGCUCCUCGCCACCGGCGCUGCCAGGCGCGCCGACCGCCGCAGCCGCACGGCGGGGACCGCGAGCGGGGCGGGGGCGGGAGGGGCAGAGAACCGGCUGCACGUGUGCACGCAGGACGUGAAGCCGCGCAUCGGCAUGCAGACGAGCAGAGCCUACGUGGUGAAGUCAUGCACGGGUUGCACUGGGUGCUACAACGACUGCAGUGGCAGGGGCAAGUGCACAUACGACAAGGUGGACGGCACCCCCUCGUGCCGCUGCGCCUCCAACUACGACCCCGACACCUCCUGCUCGUCCUGCAAGCCCGGCUACAGCCCCGCCACCGCCUGCACCACCUGCAUCGCCGGCUACAUGCCCGUCGCCUCCACAGCCAAACCAUCCACCACCAGCAGCGGCAGCAGGCGCACCAAGUGCCGGACGUGCCCCGCGCUGGUGGGCACGGCGGACCUGGCGGUGUACCCCAUCAUCGGCGGCACCAUCACUGAGAACGCCGACGCCUGCGCCGCCCUCUGCGCGCACUCGCGCCGCGUGCCCUCGUACACGGGCGACACCCUGCCCUGCCAGAACUGGAUCUGGCUGGGCCACCCUGAGAGUGUCGCGCAGGGCAAGGAGAAGCUGAGCGCGGAGCAGAGCCAGGAGGCAAGCAACUGCGCCGGCAUGUGCUUGAUGCGCUUCACAGAGGGGGCGUGCUCCAACGGCACAGUGACUGUGAAGAAACGGAAUGGCACUCCAGUGUACUUUGGAUCAUUUGAUGAUGGGUCCUGUGGACCAUGAUGAGGGAGAGCCGAGUGAGCUUUGUAAAUGAUGACCCAGAUAACCCCAUAGCAGUGCCACCUCUGCACUUGCAUUUGACUAGUAAUGAUUUACAUGCCUUUUUGCUGAGUUUGUUGGCCUUCUUGAUAAGCUUAGCUAUCCUGGCACUCAGUACCCUUGGAUAGAUAGACGCCCCUAGGGGCAUGCGAGACCGACCAGUGACUAGAAACUAGCCAGCAUAAGAGGUUUCUCGCGCGCGUAGCCAAGCUCUAGACGAAACUUCGCGCCAUAAGGAAUGAUAGCGAUAGUGCCGCAGAUCCCGUGACGACCGGCUAAGCAGUGCGAACCGCGCAUAAUUUAUCCCGAGGGACGAAGUGACGCGGGAGCAGGGACGGAGAGACACGAUAGCAGGGACUAAGAUACGCGAUAGCAGGGACGGAGAGACGCGAUAGCAGGGACGGAGUGACGCGACAGAACCUAGUGGCUGAGGCGAAAGUAGGAAGGAAGCAUCGAGGGCAGGGGAGGGAGGGCGGAGGGAGAGAGGAAAGUUGCAGGGGAGGGAGAGAGGAGAGCUGCAGGGGAGGGAGAGAGAGCUGUCGUUGGCAUGCCAAACAUCCUCGCUAUCCCCCGAACCAUUGCUUCCAAACCUCCACUCUGCCCAGAGUUCGCAAACACAUCGUACUCCUUAUCCCUGCCCAUCCCCAUCCCCCUCUCGCUGCCUGUCCAGCCCUCGGCGUGAUACCAACCCAGGUCCCUUCAUACGCCUUCUAUGUGCCCACCCUCCCAUGCCCCAACCCUCUCUUUACACCCAUUCUCACCCUCUCCCCCCAUCCCAUACUCUCCGUCAAUGCCCAUCUCCCUACACACUUCUUCACCGUGCACAUCCCCCCCUAUCCCACGCUGCCCUUCCUCUGCAGUGAACAAAGACAAGAGCCUCCAUGGAGAUCGCCGUAUGGGGCCGGUUUUAGUGGUUGGAGAGAUAUUAUCGCUGAUUUGCAACACUAUAAAUGCCUUUCUCAGAUAUGAUAUGAUACAUCAGGUAGCGAUUUGAGAAGCCUCCCCUCCCCUAAUCAUGAAUAAUACUAUUCAAAGUGC
Messenger RNA from Closterium sp. NIES-67, 3529 nucleotides. Lineage: Eukaryota; Viridiplantae; Streptophyta; Zygnematophyceae; Desmidiales; Closteriaceae. The record is from the annotation of a GenBank genome assembly.